AUGUCUGUAGUGAGCAUGUGAGUGAGUGUGAGUGACCUUGCAACAGACUGGGUGUACCCCACCUUCAAAAUAACAGUAGCUGGCUCGGCUUCAGCAGCUCCCUGAACGAGAUUCUGAAGAUGGAUGAAUUUUGGUCUUUAAAGAAACAACUUUUAUUUUGAUUUAUAUUCACCCCAGAAGCACUUAUUUAAACAUAUCAGAUAAUGCUUCAUAAGGAAGAAAGGUCACAAAUCAAACAAAAGGUCACCAUAAUAAAACCACUCUUUAAAGAAACUGUUUUUGCUGCAUAUAUAUCUGAGUCAUUGAGUGUGCAGACUGGUGGAUUUUUGUGCAGACGUUUGUCAUCUCAGUUGGACUAGCAUGUCUGUCUGCAGCCACCCACUCACCUAUUUGACCACUUAAGGUAAAGUGACAUUUGAAACAAAGAGGGAGAGGCGGACAAAAGCCUCUGUGGAUGCUGCAGACGUGCCGCGACCACGUGGAUCUGUCAGACUGCACGGCAGAGGAAUGAGAACAUUCUGGUUAUUAACAUGGAGCUGAUCAUGAUGCAUUCAGCUGCAGACCUAUGCAUUUAAAUGGGGGGUGAAUAAAGCCUGCGUGUUGAGGUGUUUCCCUCUCAGAGUGUUUACACUCUUGAGUUUGAACCCGUUGAACUCCAUCUCCUGCGCACGCUGAAAAAAGAAAAAAAAAUCCCCUGACUUGCAGCAUCUCUCGGACGCCAUGGCAACCCUGAGGGGAGGCAGGAGGGGCGGACUCCGAGUCCUGCAUCCGAGCGUGUGUACGAGCCGUCUGGUAUUGUUGUGGUCUGUGGUCAGGACGACCAGAGGAGAGCUCCGCGCAGCAGCAGCUGCAGCAGCAGGGGGGUGGAGGCAGGCUGGAGGCUGCUGGAGGAUGUUGCGUCUGAAGCUGAUCAGACUCGGAGCUGCGAUGCAGUGACAGCCUACAAGGCGGCGCACAGACUCACGCACGCAGCUACGGGAGACGAGGGCAGGAGCAGCUCGCGAAUGCGCACCGGGAAGGAUCCGCUCCUGGACCAUGGCACCGUCGGGAUCGCGGAGUAUCAAGCGGGGCUGCCAGAGAGUUCUGUACUGGAUCCCGGUCCUGUUCAUCGCUGUCAUCGUGGCUUGGUCGUACUAUGCGUAUGUUUUGCAGCUUUGCAUUGAGUCCAUCGAAGACACAGGAGAAAAGGUGGUUUACUUGCUGGCGUACCAUGCCAUUUUCAUCAUGUUUGUGUGGGCCUACUGGCGAACCAUCUUCACCACGCCUAUGAACCCCCUGAAGGAGUUCCACCUGUCCCACUCUGACAAGGAGCUGCUGGAGAGUGAAAACCGGGGGGAGUCCCAGCAGGAAAUCCUGAGGAGGAUAGCCAAGGAUCUGCCAAUUUACACUCGCACCAACUCUGGAGCGAUCCGUUAUUGUGACCGCUGCCAGCUGCUGAAGCCUGAUCGAUGUCACCAUUGUUCAGUCUGUGAUAAAUGCAUCCUAAAGAUGGAUCACCACUGCCCCUGGGUGAACAACUGUGUGGGAUUCUCCAACUACAAAUACUUCAUGCUGUUCCUAGCUUACUCACUACUUUAUUGCCUUUUUGUAACCGCGACAGAUCUUCAGUACUUCAUUAAGUUCUGGACAGCUGGCGGUAAAGCUCAUUUCCGUCUGAAAGAAUACCUGAAAGGCCUCCCGGACACCCAGGCGAAGUUCCACAUCCUCUUCCUCUUCUUCUCGGCCUCCAUGUUUUCCGUCAGCCUGGCUUCGCUCUUCAUCUAUCACUGCUGGCUCGUCUGCAAGAACAGGUCCACGCUCGAGGCGGUGCGAGCUCCAGUGUUUCGUCAUGGCACGGACAAAAACGGAUUCAGUUUGGGGGUCAGUAAGAACUUCCGCCAGGUCUUUGGGGAUGAAGCGAAGUACUGGCCUGUUCCUGUCUUCUCCAGUUUAGGUGAUGGCUGCUCAUUCCCAACCUGCCUGGUAAACAUGGACCCCGAGUCGCCCACAGGCUCCAACUCAGCCAGCAAGAGUGCAGCAGAGGGCCGCCAUCAGUUCCCGUCCAAACCGCUGAGAGAGAGCCAGAGCAGGCUGCUCACCAGCACCCCCUCCUGGUCAGAGACUGAAAGUGCAGCAGACAAGGAAAGGAAAGGUGCCACUAACCCUGGAAUGACCAUAGAGAAUGAAGCUUAAGUCCAGUCAACAACCACAAAACGGAUGGAUGGAUGGAUGGAUGGAUGCUGCCCCUCCCACCUCUGUGUUUGUGCCUGUCAGUGUGACGUGGUGUAGACAUCCGGCUCCUGAGGCGGCGCUCUUAUUAUUUUCAUUACUGCUAUUCCCAUCACCUGUUUAUCUGAGAGUCUGGCGGACGGAAAUCAGAAUUGCAUUCCAGCGAUGAUUUGUAUGUAAAUAAGCACACAGCAGUGGAGGAGUUGAUGUUUUGUAUUUUCAAAAUCAGCCUUUAGAAUUUUUUUUUUUUUUUUCUUAAAUCACUGAAAACUCUGUACAAAAUAAUUUGCUCGGAUGAAAAUGCAGUUUGCCAAACGUUGAAGAUAGUUAGAGUAGGAAAAGUAGACGUGUUGAUGUGCAGAUGUUUUGUUUUCAGUGUGUUUCUUGAAGGAGGCGGAGUCUUCUGGCCCGCCCUACUGAGUAUUGUGUAUGUGACGCAUGUUCUCAUCUCAGGAUGUCAACCCCAAUGUUUUUUAAGCAAAAAAAAAAAA
Molecule: messenger RNA, 2699 nt
Organism: Oryzias melastigma (Indian medaka)
Lineage: Eukaryota; Metazoa; Chordata; Actinopteri; Beloniformes; Adrianichthyidae
Gene: zdhhc2
Product: zinc finger DHHC-type palmitoyltransferase 2
Exons: 14
Coding region: 1036-2172 (378 amino acids)
Biological process (GO): peptidyl-L-cysteine S-palmitoylation; protein targeting to membrane
Cellular component (GO): endoplasmic reticulum; Golgi apparatus
Molecular function (GO): protein-cysteine S-palmitoyltransferase activity
Source: RefSeq, a predicted model, not a curated record